AUGGCAUUGUGUCCUAAACCAUACACUUUUGAAAAACAUUUUGCAGCUUCUUCAAGGCCAUCGUCACAUAUCAAUACCAACGGAAGAGGUGCCUCUAAACGUGGAUGUGAUUUUUUAUAUCCAUCUACUACGGCAAAUAAAAGGAUUUGUUUGCAACAAUCACGCAGAAAUGAUUUUGAAUUGGCGGACCAGGACUUGGACAACAACAAGUACUAUUCGUCAUCAUCAGAUGAUGCUGAUUCUGAGGAUGAACAAUCAUGCUACAAUGCUGAUCAAAUAAGGGCCAAGAGAAGAGCUUCUACACGUGCCUCAUUUUCAAUUGAUCCAAAGUUAUCAAAGGCAAUUUCACAAUAUAGUGAUGAUGAAGAUGAAGACGAAGAUCAGGUGCGAGAAAGGUAUUACAACACCAAAGUCAAGAGUCCAUGCUGUUCACGUCGUACUUCAGACUCUUCGAUCAAGAUUUUAAGAUCUGAAGAUGAAAUUGAGAAUUUGGAUUGCAAAUUGGCUUCGAGUCCUGUCAAUAGCAGUUUGUCUUUGAAGAAGAUGCUUGUUGGUGGUGGCAAUGAAUGUGACGAUGACGACGACGACGAAGAGGAAGAAGAGAGCGACUCCAACAAUCAAUCAGUUGCUAUUGCUGAUAGAAAUGCCAGAGCUAGAUGUUUUGAAUAUUUAGUUGGAGCUAUUGACGAAGCAUGGGCAAGAUAUUGCGAUGCUACUGCUUAUGUCGAAGAUGAAGUACAUGGUUAUAUCACCCCAGCUUCACUUGCAUCUGGCGACGAUGAUGAGGAAGAAGAAGAUGACAAUAAAGAAUUGAUGAAUGUUAAAUGUCGCCUUUUAAAGUCAAAAGAUUUUCUUCAAGACCAUAUUGAAUCAUUUGAUAUGAAUGAUGUCAAGAAAUUCUGGCAUCGUUGGGAUAUAACCAAGUACCAAAUGUUGGAUGUUAUGGAAGACGAAGAUGAUGUUUUGGAAGAACUUGAAUCUGGCCGCAGAAUCUUUUGA
Messenger RNA from Lodderomyces parapsilosis, 999 nucleotides. RefSeq lists its product as uncharacterized. Bases 1 to 999 code for a protein of 332 amino acids. The transcript has a single exon. Lineage: Eukaryota; Fungi; Ascomycota; Pichiomycetes; Serinales; Debaryomycetaceae. The record is from RefSeq and is a predicted model, not a curated record.